This is a messenger RNA of Coffea eugenioides, 527 nucleotides long. RefSeq names its product 40S ribosomal protein S28-2. NCBI's taxonomy places the organism in Eukaryota, Viridiplantae, Streptophyta, Magnoliopsida, Gentianales, Rubiaceae. The transcript has 2 exons. The record is from RefSeq and is a predicted model, not a curated record. Gene Ontology annotation, molecular function: structural constituent of ribosome. Gene Ontology annotation, cellular component: cytosolic small ribosomal subunit; ribosome. Gene Ontology annotation, biological process: ribosomal small subunit assembly; maturation of SSU-rRNA; translation. Bases 116 to 313 code for a protein of 65 amino acids.
UUUUACUCAAUCCCCAUUCCCCAGUUUCAGCUCUCCAGCUCUCUCAUAUUCGGCGGCCGCCCCAUCUCUCUCGAAUCCCUCUUCGCCUCCGUCUCUCGUCUCCGAUUUCGACAGAAUGGAUUCUCAGAUCAAGCAUGCUGUGGUUGUGAAAGUGAUGGGUCGCACUGGAUCCAGAGGGCAGGUGACUCAGGUGAGAGUCAAGUUUCUUGAUGACCAGAACCGAUUCAUCAUGAGGAAUGUCAAGGGGCCAGUCAGGGAGGGUGAUGUCCUCACUCUGCUAGAGUCUGAAAGAGAAGCAAGGAGGCUGCGAUGAUUGGCUCUCUUCAUGUCUGUUCUUAUUACGUGUUGCAGAUCUGAAAUGCAAACAUUGUUCUGAUGUUAACCUUAAAUCAGUUUUGUGCUUUUGAGAUGCUUGUUGAAGACUUUUUAGGCUUUAAGGAAUGAUGAAUCAAUGUUGUUUACAUUAAAUUAAGUGUUAUUCAGUGAUUAGUAGCUGUGUUGAGAAGUUUAAUGCUUUCGUUUUAAAA